ACGCACCAGUUGAGUGCUGUUCUGCGCAUGCGCCAUGCUAACAGUUCUGGCUAAUUUGAGAACUGAAACCUCCUGUCGGUUUUAUCGUCUUUAAUCCCCAGUGUCGCUCUAAUUUACCCGUAAACACGUUAACGGCUGCCUCUCCUCGUUUUAUAUGAAUAAACUUUAAUUUUUAAAACUAGCUAAUUGUUGUUGUUAGCCCGUGUGAUGGGACUCAGUUAGCCAACGCUCAGCUAACAAGCGGCCGCCAGCUGAUCUCAGUAUGAUCAAGUUCAUACUGAUGGUGAACCGUCAGGGUCAGACCAGACUGUCCAGGUAUUACACACCUGUGGAGCUGAACCGGAGAGCCACGCUGGAGGCCGACGUGGUGCGCUGCUGCCUGAGUCGCAAAAAGGACCAGUGUUCGUUCGUGGAGUACAAAGACUAUAAGCUGGUUUACCGUCAGUACGCCGCUCUCUACAUCGUGGUCGGCGUCACAGACAGCGAGAACGAGCUGUCCGUCUACGAGCUGGUUCAUAACUUUGUGGAGGUUUUGGAUAAAUACUUCAGCCGGGUGAGCGAGCUGGACAUCAUGUUCAACCUGGACCGGGUCCACGUCAUCCUGGAUGAGAUGAUCCAGAACGGACACAUUGUGGAGACCAACAAGAGCCGGAUCCUCGCGCCGCUCACCGCCCUCGACAAGAUGGCCGACGGCUAAGACUCUCCACUUGUGAUGUCACAGACCGUUUCAAUCCCACAUCUGCUGAGCGGGAGUCGAACCUGUGACGUCACUAUGAGUCGGUUUGAAUUUACAGUCAGCGUGAAGGUGCCAAAAUAUCAACGUCAGCGUCUGAGGCUCAGCAGGAGGAACACACACAGCAGCUGAGUGUGUGUCUUAAACGCAGUUCCUCUACCGAUAAAAACAAGUGUUGACGACUGAAACUCUCUGAUGCACACUCUGCACUUUCUCGUGUCUGCGCCCUAACCUUCUCGUGAGCACAGUGAACUUUCCCGUGCUCGUGGGAAAGUUUCGGUCGUGCAUGAGAAAAAUGUCCAUGCACACCUGAAACGUAUUUCCUUCCCUCGUUCUGCUCGUGUCCUUUCAGGGCCUCCGUAUCGUUCUGAAGCCGACAGAUAGAAUCAAAAGAAGUUUUUGUAUUUCAACAUUUUUGUACAAAGUUUUUAUGAUGAGGUUAAAAAUAAUAAAAAUGUCCUUCAUAAUUUAUCUGUAAAUUUGGACUGAACUUUUUAAGAUGAUUAAAAUGAUAAAAACU
This is a messenger RNA of Labrus mixtus (cuckoo wrasse), 1253 nucleotides long. RefSeq names its product adaptor related protein complex 4 subunit sigma 1 (gene ap4s1). Gene Ontology annotation, cellular component: intracellular membrane-bounded organelle. NCBI's taxonomy places the organism in Eukaryota, Metazoa, Chordata, Actinopteri, Labriformes, Labridae. Gene Ontology annotation, biological process: protein transport; vesicle-mediated transport. The coding region runs from base 263 to 697 and encodes 144 amino acids. The record is from RefSeq and is a predicted model, not a curated record. The transcript has 6 exons.